Olea europaea var. sylvestris is the source of this 783-nucleotide messenger RNA. RefSeq lists its product as uncharacterized. Lineage: Eukaryota; Viridiplantae; Streptophyta; Magnoliopsida; Lamiales; Oleaceae. The coding region runs from base 1 to 783 and encodes 260 amino acids. The transcript has 2 exons. The record is from RefSeq and is a predicted model, not a curated record.
AUGACAAGAUUUAACGAGAAAAGACUUCAAAUACCCAACCUUCACAUUACAGCAAUAGUUUCUGCCCUCACCUAUGCCAUAAGGUGUGAGGUUUUCAAAAUGUCUUUAUCAAAGACCCUACCACAGACAGUGACCGAGCUCCUUAACCGAGUAGAAAAGUACAUUAAUAUGGAGGAAACAUUGAAUCUAAGGAGAGCUAGUCAUUCUCAUGAAAAGGUCGAAAAUAAGAGGCAACAUGAUCCCAUUCCUCGGCACGAGCUUCCUCAGGAUAAGCACAGGAAUGAGGCGCCGUCAGCACCUCUCACUCGGUUAAACACCUCUAAGACAAACAUCUUGAUGGAGAUUAAGGAUAUGAAAAAAUUAAAGUGGCCUUCAAGAGGAUUUUUAAAGAAUUACAUUAGUCAUGAUAAACGCUCGAGGAAUGACCGUGACAAUCGGAAAGAGCCUAGAGCCGGAAGCAGUGCUCAACCCACUGCCGGGACCAUUAAUAUUAUCGUUGGGGGCAUAGCAUCUGGAGGAGACACAAAUAGUAGGCGAAAGCAAUAUGCCCGCCAGCAUGCUCAUACCCCAAGAGAAUCCCGUGAUGAAGAUAAAGACAUCACUUUUGGAGCAAGAGAUUUGGAAGGAAUAUCAUAUCCUCAUGACGAUGCCUUGGUCUUCUCUGUAAUUGUGGCUAACUUUGAAGUUAAUAGGAUUCUCGUUGAUAAUGGGAGUGCAGCAAAUAUACUCUCGCAGGAAGCUUUCGCCGAAAUGGGGUCUCUCCCAAACAGCUCAAAGCAGUGA